GUAAUUCCACAGCACAAAAUGCUGCUACUACCAGUGUGGGUCUCGAUGCUUAUCGGCCUGCUUGCAGGCUUCUUGCCUGUGGUAGGGAUGCAGCCAUCACUAGAAGGAAAACCUGGCCCUAGUCAUAGCCCUAACUUGGAGUCUCCAAACUCUAAUUGCUCCCAACUUACUCUCAAAUUAGAGUUCUCCUCUCAGGUGGUGGAACAUGAGUACAUUGUGGCAUUCACGGGGUAUUUCUCGGCCAAAGCACGCUUCCUGUACAUAAGCAGUGCCCUACGAAACGUAAAGGAUGGAACGCUGGAUUGGCACAUCGUUCCCAGGGAGAACCCAGCUUCUGACUUCCCCAGUGACUUUGAGCUGGUCCACAUCAGACAAGCGUCACCUAGCAGUUUUCUGACCUUAGAAGACCACCCAUACAUCAAGAGGGUCACUCCACAACGCAAAGUGUUCCGUUCACUCAAAUACGUUUCCUCACCCGAAACGCCUGCGCCCUGUGACACUCCCCAAAGGAUGCAAAAAUGGCAGUCAUGGCAAUCAUCCCGGCCAUUUCGAAGAACCAGUCUGUCACUGGCCUCAGGUUUUUGGCAUUCUACUGGGCGCCACUCCAGUCGACGCUUGCUACGAGCAAUCCCUCGCCAUGUUGCCCAGAUCUUGCAGGCAGACGUGCUCUGGCAGAUGGGACACACGGGUUCUGGCGUUAAGGUGGCAGUGUUUGAUACAGGCUUGAGUGAGAAACACCCUCAUUUUAAAAAUGUCAAGGAAAGAACCAACUGGACCAAUGAGAAAACACUGGACGAUGGUUUGGGUCAUGGCACAUUUGUAGCUGGAGUGAUAGCCAGCAUGAGGGAGUGUCAGGGCUUUGCUCCUGACUCGGAGCUGCACAUUUUUAGAGUGUUUACAAAUAAUCAGGUUUCUUACACAUCAUGGUUUCUGGACGCCUUCAACUAUGCCAUCUUGAAAAAGGUUGAUGUUCUCAACCUUAGCAUUGGGGGCCCCGACUUUAUGGAUCACCCUUUUGUUGAUAAGGUGUGGGAGCUCACUGCCAACAGAGUGAUCAUGGUCUCUGCAAUUGGCAACGAUGGACCUCUGUAUGGAACUCUAAACAAUCCGGCUGACCAGAUGGAUGUAAUCGGAGUCGGAGGGAUAGACUUUGAAGACAACAUUGCAAGGUUUUCAUCUAGAGGCAUGACUACCUGGGAACUACCCGGGGGCUAUGGGAGGGUAAAGCCAGAUAUUGUCACCUAUGGUUCUGGUGUUCGUGGGUCAGGAAUGAAGGAAGGAUGCCGAUCUUUGUCUGGCACCAGUGUCGCCUCUCCCGUGGUGGCUGGAGCUGUUACACUUCUUGCCAGCACUGUGCUGAAUCGAGAACUAGUGAACCCAGCCUCCAUGAAGCAGGCUCUGAUUGCCUCAGCUCGCAGGCUGCCAGGAGUCAACAUGUUCGAGCAGGGCCAUGGGAAGCUGGACCUAAUUAGAGCUUACCAGAUUCUCAAUAGUUACAGACCACAGGCCAGCCUUUCUCCCAGCUAUAUUGACCUGACUGAGUGUCCAUACAUGUGGCCUUACUGCUCUCAGCCCAUUUACUAUGGUGGAAUGCCCACCAUUGUUAAUGUAACUAUUCUUAAUGGCAUGGGUGUCACUGGACGGAUUGUAGAAAAGCCUAUUUGGCAGCCCUACCUUCCACAGAACGGUGACCAUAUUGAUGUUGCAGUCUCGUAUUCGCCAGUAUUAUGGCCAUGGGCCGGCUACCUCGCUGUUUCUAUAUCUGUAGCCAAGAAAGCCGCGUCAUGGGAAGGAAUUGCCCAAGGUCAUGUAAUGGUGACGGUGGCAUCACCAGCAGAGAAUGAUUCGGAGGUGGAAGGUGAACUAACCUCCACCGUGAAACUGCCAAUUAAGGUGAAGAUAGUGCCUACUCCUCCACGCAGUAAAAGGGUGUUAUGGGACCAGUACCACAACCUGCGUUACCCGCCUGGCUACUUUCCACGAGAUAAUCUCCGCAUGAAAAAUGAUCCACUUGACUGGAAUGGUGACCACAUUCACACAAACUUUCGAGACAUGUACCAGCACCUGAGAAGCAUGGGGUACUUUGUUGAAGUGUUGGGCGCCCCCAUCACCUGCUUUGAUGCCAGCCAGUAUGGCACUUUGCUGAUGGUGGACAGCGAGGAGGAGUAUUUCCCUGAAGAGAUCACCAAGCUGCGAAGAGACAUUGAUAAUGGGCUUUCACUCAUUAUCUUCAGUGAUUGGUACAACACUUCUGUCAUGAGGAAGGUCAAAUUCUAUGAUGAAAACACCAGGCAAUGGUGGAUGCCAGACACAGGAGGUGCCAAUGUGCCCGCGCUUAAUGACCUGAUCUCUGUGUGGGGGAUGGCAUUCAGUGAUGGGCUGUAUGAGGGUGACUUCACGCUGGCAGAUCACGACAUGUACUAUGCCUCGGGCUGCAGCAUAGCUCGUUUCCCUGAAAAUGGAAUAGUAAUCGCCAAGAAACUAAAGGACCAAGGUCUCGAGGUGCUAAAGCAGGAGACCGCAGUGGUGGAAAAGGUUCCCAUCCUUGGACUGUACCAAACGCCCUCUGACGGGGGUGGGCGUAUUGCUCUAUAUGGUGACUCAAACUGCAUAGAUGACAGCCACAGACAAAAAGACUGUUUCUGGCUAUUGGAUGCUCUACUCCAGUACACAUCCUACAGUAUGACACCUCCAAGCCUAAGCCACUCUGGGAGUAGGAUGGCACCUCCCUCAGGGACGGAGCGCUUAUUGCCACAGAGAUUGGAGGGUAAUCACCUUUAUCGCUAUUCAAAAGUUCUGGAGGCUCAUCUUGGUGACCCAAAGCCACGCCCCCUACCAGCCUGUCCACACCUCUCUUGGGCUAAACCACAGCCACUCAAUGAGACGGCACCCAGUAACCUAUGGAAGCAGCAGAAGCUUCUCUCAGUGGAUCUAGACAAGGUGGCCCUGCCAAAUGUGAGGCCUUACCGUCCCCAGGUCCGACCUUUAUCCCCAGGGGAGAGCGGGGCCUGGGACAUCCCGGGAGGAAUAAUGCCUGGUCGUUACAACCAAGAAGUGGGACAGACCAUCCCAGUCUUUGCCUUCUUGGGGGCGAUGGUUGUUCUGUCCUUUUUUGUGGUCCAGCUGACAAAGGCCAAGAACAAACCCAAGCGCAGGAAACCACGCAUCAAACGCCCUACAUACUUGCAGCAGACAACAACUGGGAAAAACCCCACUGUCUGA
Nerophis lumbriciformis (worm pipefish) is the source of this 3222-nucleotide messenger RNA. The record is from RefSeq and is a predicted model, not a curated record. Lineage: Eukaryota; Metazoa; Chordata; Actinopteri; Syngnathiformes; Syngnathidae.